Messenger RNA from Lytechinus variegatus (green sea urchin), 4939 nucleotides. RefSeq names its product PR domain zinc finger protein 10-like. The record is from RefSeq and is a predicted model, not a curated record. Lineage: Eukaryota; Metazoa; Echinodermata; Echinoidea; Temnopleuroida; Toxopneustidae. Gene Ontology annotation, molecular function: protein binding. Bases 209 to 4390 code for a protein of 1393 amino acids. The transcript has 9 exons. Gene Ontology annotation, cellular component: nucleus.
UAUGGAACAGAAAAGUCAAAUCCAUAACUCUGCUUGACAAGAAAGCUAUCCAAUGACAUUGCAGCUUUCAUUUGGCUCUGAAAAUACCGGACCCGGGUGCGAACAAGCUGUGACGCCGAAGGAAAAGGAUUUGAAAUCAGACAAAUAUUGUAGCCUUCCUCCAUAAUUUACCAGACAACAUUCUACACCGGUCUCGUCUUCGCAUAGCAUGGAGGCUGAUGGCCGAGAGUUGGUGUGGCCGCCGCACGCCGACAACAACCAGCAGCAGCAUGUGCAACUUCAGCAACAUCAUCCUGUUAUGAGCCCCAUGCAACAUGAUGGUGUAUCCAGCUCAGACAAUGCAUUAGAAAUACAUCAUCCAUCUGGUGAAGGUGUGAGCGGGAUGGGCUCCAGGCAUGCUCCUGCAGGAGACAAUGAACCAGAAUCAACAGUCCAGGGGCUCGGUGAAGCGAUAUGUAACGAAGCAGCCGCUGCUACUAGAAGAGAACAGCAGGACCCAUCAGACAAUGAGGCUAUCCCGAUAGCCAUCACCAUCCUACCAGACUCAAGCUUAUCAACAAACUCCUCCCAUAUCAUCACCAUGGAUACUGCAUCAACAGCUGACCAAUCACAGAGCACGGAACCCAGUCAGCUGAUAGACCUUCCCACCACCCAGAUCAGUGUUACCCUCAACCCAGCGUCGGUAGCACAGAUCAUGCAGAAUGGGCAAGUGAAUUCAGGGCUAGUGAACAUGAUUGAAAAUGUUAGACCAGAAGACAUUGCCGGCCCAUCUGGGUUGAACCUGGUCCAAAACGUACCCAGGAACAGGCCUGAGAGGAAGGCUUCUAAAGCAGUCCACCAACUUCUAGAUACUGAAGAAGAUGAAGAACAACCAGGAGCGCUUGAAGAUAGAGACCCCGUUGAUGAGGAGGAGUUCUUGCGUCAAGGAGCCAUUCAGACCAUAGCGGAUAAACCCAUCAUCUCAAGGGCUAGGGCUAGUCUCCCUCCCAUGCUACAAAUCUUCAAGGUUGAAAAUGAUCAGAUCGGUGUGUUUGCCAAGAGAACCAUUUCAAAGAGAACUCAGUUUGGACCCCUAGAAGGAAGAAUCGUUACCAGAGCUGAGGUUCCCCAGGAUCACAUGACAUGGAAGGUGAAGCGAAAUGGACAGGACAUGUAUAUAGACUGCGCUGACGAGUACGAAUCUAAUUGGAUGAGUUUCAUCAGGCCAGCGUCUUGCUACUCUGAGCAGAACCUGAUAGCUUUCCAGUUGAAUGGGACCGAGAUCUACUUUGCCACCAUCAAGAACAUCGCACCCCGGACUGAGCUACGGGUCUGGUAUGCCAAGGCCUAUGCAGAAACCAUUGGGGAAAACAUCCUGGAAAUCACAGCAGAGGAAGCUGCAGAAAUGCAAGAAAAGGAGAACACAUGGCCAUGCUUUGAGUGCACACGUAAAUUCAGAACCUCAGAGCUCCUACAGAAACACCUGUCCACCCACGAUGCACCGCUCGUCAAGAGUCGAGGAAGAGGCAAGAGAGGAAGGCCAAGGAAGUAUCCCGAAGGCUACAAGCAACGGCAGCGCAAACUUGCGCAAGCAAAGCUGGAACACAUAAAGACAGAGACCAAGGAUGAGUACAACUGUGAUUUCUGCGAUAAGAAGUUUCCAAGAUUUUACAGUCUACAGCGCCACCUGGUGAAGCAUUCCGGUGAAAAGAACUUCACAUGUGAUGUAUGCAAUAAGACGUUUGCCCACAUAUAUAACCGUACGCGUCACAUGCGCCGGCAUAAAGAGAGAGGCGAGUUCUCUGGGCCACUGCCGCCAGUGAGGCGACGGAAGUCGGACCAACCCAGCGAUGGGACCCUUACAUUUUCUUGUGAACACUGUGACUUGGAGUUUGAGAGUGAACGACUGUUGAAGAUUCAUGUCAGCCUUCACUUUGGUGAGAAUCCUGAAGGAAUGAGAGAUGAUGGUGAGGAGGAUAUGGAGGAUGAGAUGGAAGACGGAGAAGUGGAAGAAGAAGAGGAUGAGGACGACGAAGAAGAUGAAGAUGAAGAAGAUGAAAUGGAUAUGAAGAUAAAGGAAAUCAAAGAAGAAAAUGGAACUGAUGGAUUCGUUGAUGGUGGAGAAGGAGUUGAUGCCAGCCAGGAGGGUCAGAGGCUUGUUGGUGGUGAAGGAGACGCAUCAUCCGUUGCUGCAGGACAGACUGCAGAGAACGAGGAAGAAGAACAGAGCAGCGUAGACACUAAAGGUGGUUUUGUCUGCCCCACUUGCACAGAGGUUUUUCCAUCCCAGAAGGAAUUAGCAUUACAUGCCACUGAUCAUGGCCGCCGACAGGGUUCCACUGGGGAGUUUGUAUUACGUUCCAAGACUCGUCCAACAUACAGAUGUCGAGAGUGCUUCAAGGUGUUCCGUAUCAAGCUACGUUAUGACCGACACAUGGACCUCCAUUUAAGGGAGCGGAAAAAAACUGUUCAGUGUGAUUUCUGUAACAAGUGUUUCUUGAACAAUUCAGCAUUGGCGGUCCAUUUGAAAACCCACAGUGGGACAAAGUACUACACAUGUCCUUUCUGCGAUGAAACAUUUGAUCGCAAUGAGCACCUGAAGCUUCAUGUCCAAACCCAUGCCUUUAAUGGAUACUAUACAUGUCCUCACUGUGGCAAGCGCUUCACUGAAUACAACCAGGUGAGGAAACAUAUAAGGGGUUUCCAUUCUUUGAAGGAGUUCCCUUGCUUGCAUUGUGACAAAAUAUUCCCUCGUCCAGACAAGCUAAAACUUCACAUGCUUCGUCACUCGGAUCAGAAAGAUUUCCUCUGUGCCAAUUGUGGCAAGCAGUUCAAGCGAAAAGACAAACUGAAAGAGCAUAUGUCCAGAAUGCACAAUCCUGAACGGGAACUACGGAAUAAGUUGCUAGCUGGGAAACCCAAGAAGGAACCCUUCAAGCCAAAGAUUCCUCCAUCUGAAAUGACAGCUUUUACUUUCAAGUGUCGUCUGUGCACCUUGGGGUUCAAGCGUAGAGGGAUGCUUGUUAAUCAUCUAGCUAAGCGCCAUCCAGAGGUUGCGCCUGACACUGUUCCAGAACUUAACCUACCGAUUGUCAAGCCGAACCGUAACUACUUCUGUGCAUACUGUGAGAAAGUCUACAAGAGCAGUAGCAAGAGGAAGAUACAUAUUAUGAAAAACCACCCUGGGGCUUCUGUUCCACCCAGUCUUCGCAAAACCAAGGGUGACCCCAACAGCCCAUUCGGUGACCCACACACAGCACCUGCAGGAACGACAACAACGCAUUACUUUGCGUGUGCCCAUUGUCCUCGGCAGUAUAGUACCAAGGCUAAGAUGAUGGACCAUGUCCGCAAGAAGCAUAUGGAACCUGUUCAGGCCGCAGCCAUGAUGAAUAAUCCUCAACAGUUGACUGUAGUCCAGGAGCAGACUGCAGUCCAAAAUGAAGGUCAACAGUCUGGGUCCAUCACGUUGGUGGCACAAGUACCAGAGAACAUUCAGCAAGCUGUCCAGGAGGUCAUCUCUCAAAAUCAGUCACAGCUUACAGCGAAUGACAUCCAGAAUAUCCAAAUAGCGACCGUCAACCCCGAUGGAAGCACAACCCUACAACCUAUCUUGCAACACCUUGGUGGGCAGGUCCUUGGAGGCCAGCCAACAUUACAAGUGGUUGUUGCUCAAAAUCAGAAUGACAACGCGUCAACCAGUGCUGAACGUAACUCUGACACCCAACCUACUAUCCGGUAUAUUGAAACAAGUCAGGUGCCUGUUGUCCAGACGGAGUCUGUCCAAGCCACCGACCUGCUAACCCAGGCCAUGUCAGAACUUUCACAGACCAUCAAUGAAUUCCGUCAGCAGCCCAAUGCAGAUUACCAGAACCUGGCCCAGAGGAUCAUGCAUGCACAGACCGGACUCCUAGGCCAAUCAACAUUCCAGAUAUCUGGUCAGCCACAAACUAUCACUGUUCCGGUUUCCCUUCAAGCAAACCAAGCAACCGUUGUCCAGAACCAGUUGCCUCAAUUAACUGUCACCCAGGCUGCAAUGGCUGUUAGCCAAGCUGCACUGGGCAUCAGCCAGCCAGUCGGUCAAGUCGCAACGACCGUUUCGGCCAGCCAGCCUAAUGCAGUCGAGGUGACGCAAGUCGAAGCGGGCCCUCCGACGAUCGAUGUCAGCCACCUUCGGCAGUCUCCAACACAGUUCCAAGCACCCACCCAGCUUCUUCAGCUCCAGUCUGUUGCCCAGAACAGUGUUCCUGUUGCAUCAUCUAUCAUCCAGACUGAAUCACAAGGGAACCCACACCAAGGAGUCCAGGUCCAACCAGGACAGGUCGAGAUCCAGGUCCAGAACCAACAAGGACAGACCCAACAGGUCUUCCUUGCUGCCCGCAACUGGGCCAACUUCAACCAGACCUUCAGAUAACUUGGAUUGUGUCAAUCUUACACCUAAAUUACACAAUGAAAAUAUUGCACGUAUGUGUAUUGCUGAGUGAACAAAUCGAGUUCUAAAAAAAAAAAAACAUAUCAAAGUGAAAUACUAGUUCUAUGAGCAAUUAAUCCCGAGUCAAUUUGAUCAAUUAAUCCCUAGUCAUUUGAUGGCAUGCUUUUCUAUAGCCUAUAUUGUUGUUACAUGUUUUCUACUUAGUUCCCAAACUCUGCAUCUGCUUUGUAGAAAAUGAGCUGGACAAUCGAUGAUGUGCAGAAAAAUCCCUCUCUUGACUGCUCGCUACACCAAGAAAAGCAUGUGUUAAUGAAAUGAAUAUUUCAAGCAGUCCUGAAUUAGUUUAAUCAACCUUUGUUGUUCUAAAUAAGCUUAAUGGGGUAUGAUAAACAAUUGACUCCUUCCAGUCAUUUCCUAUCAAACUAGAUUUCUAUACCUGGGGCCUGUAACACAAAGCUAAGCAAUGAUUGUGGAACAUUCUUCUACGAUUGAUUCCAUUUACUCCCGGGGGGGGGGGGGGCCACCCACAUU